AUGUACAGAAAAAGCGCAGCAAAACGAACGGGAAUUUAUCGUGUGAGCGGCAACAUGGCGGAUUUUCAAAUGGAGAUCAAAUUGCGGCAUAUUAGCGAAUGGCUGCCAGUGCCGAAAUUUGAAUAUACGGGCGCGAGUUCGAAUUCGAAUGCGAAUGCAAAUGCGAAUGGCGAACCAUUCUCGGAUAGCCCGAUGAGCAGUACUUGGGGUGAUUUCUUUAUCUAUGUGCCGCACGAGGAUCAACAUGGCAAUUACUACAAUUACUUUAAUUAUUAUAAUCCCGGCAGUGAAUAUCCGAGCAGUGCUAAGGCUUCGGGCAGCACAAACGAAAGUGGAUGCCGAAGUGCCGUUAGCAGCGCUACCGCCGCUGGUACCGUUAGUAGUCUGCAGACAAGAUCCUACGAAUUCGGCGCUCAAUUGGAGCAAUUGGGCGAUGGUUUCUACGCCCAGAACAAGGAACUGUGUAACGGUGGUACGGCCAAUCUCUGCAUUGCCUGGCAACAGAAGCAUUUCAGUCGCACGGAGCUGCAGCGUUAUGGGGAUGCCACCAAGUGCGUGACGAGCUUGCAACGUCGCUAUCAUCGCUGGACGCAGGACAUCCUGGAGCUGCAGCAGCGCCAUCAGCGUGAAGUCGACCGUCAUCAGGCGCUCUACGAGGAGGAGCUACGUCUACGGCGUCGCCGAUCGAAGCGCAAGGAGAAGGAGCGGGAGAGAGAGCGAGAGCGGGAGCGGGAGAAAGCUGUCACAGCGCUCUCCUCGCUGGCCAUAUCCGAUUAUAGCCUGGAGGCGCCGCCGUUGCCCGAGGAUCCCAAUUUUGCGGCACGCACCUGUCUCAUACACACGCUGAUCGAUGUGGAUUUCGAGGAGCUGGACGGCUUGGAGCCAGGGCUGCAGCAGGAGGUGCUCGAGCUGCACAGUCAGGGCUACCAGCUGAUGUAUGUGUAUGCGCAACUGCAGCGGGACACGUUGCUGCUGACACUGCGCUAUUCAGCCGCACAGGGAUUACUCUAUGUCUAUCCGGAUUUUAACUUUAGUGCCGAUGACAUGGACUAUGUGCUGGAGAUUGAUAACGAUUGCAGGCAGCUCUAUGCGUAUGGCUUUCAGAAUGUGACGCCUUUAAAGGCGCACCAGCCCAAGGAGCCGCUCUACCAGCAGCUUAAGCAGCCACAGCCGGAGGAGGAGCAACCGACUUGGCCCGCUGCGGAUGCGAGUGCGGAGCAGCUGCUCGGCUUUUAUCAACGGCAGCGUUUGGAGGCCGUUGAGCGGCGUCGUCUGCUGCAGUUUUCCGUGCCGCCCAAGCGCAUGAGACGCGUCUCGCUGCUGCUGGAGCUGCGACAGGCGCAACACUUUGAGUACGCCAAUAUACAUGUGCGCUACUAUGUGAAUCCGCCACAGAACACGCUUUUGGAGCCGUCCAAUCCCGAUGAUCCGUUUCCGCUGCGUGGCGCCACCGCCACCUGUGUGUCGGGUGGUGGCCAGAGCUUGGCCAGCUUCUGCCACUGCUGGCAGCUGACGCUGCUGUGCGAGGAGUCCUAUCAGCCGGAUCAGCUGCUGCACAUCUACUUUGAGGUCAUCAGCAUCGACAGCUGGCAACGGGAACGCUGCGAGGGUUACGCCCACUUCUCCUGCGCCUUGCUGGCGCCGUUGCCCGCCGCCGUUGUCAACGGCAUUCAGCUGCAGUGCAUCCGUCCAGUGGGCAGCUGGCUGGAUGCACUCAAUCGUUACUUUAUCGGCGGACGCACACUCUUCGAUUUUGUGGGCUACUUCAAUGGCAGCUCGAGGAACAGCUCGUUGCACAGUCGCCUCGAAUGGAACACAUCGUGUGCCAUGCGCAGCACGGGAACUCUGCUCUUCAGCAUGCGAAAGCUGCAGCAACGCCAACUCCAGCUGGGACAUCACCUCAGCAUGUACGACAGCGAUGACGACGAGUACAGUCCCUCGAAGGGGCCAAAAACAACUCUGGACGAGGUGCUGGCUGCCUAUGUCGAUGCCAGGGAUCGCAUUGAGGCGCUGCUCGGUCAUGCGGCGGCGCUUUAG
Drosophila innubila is the source of this 2037-nucleotide messenger RNA. It is a transcript of the gene Mks1, whose product is annotated as Meckel syndrome type 1 protein homolog. Lineage: Eukaryota; Metazoa; Arthropoda; Insecta; Diptera; Drosophilidae. Bases 1 to 2037 code for a protein of 678 amino acids. Gene Ontology annotation, cellular component: MKS complex. The transcript has a single exon. Gene Ontology annotation, biological process: cilium assembly. The record is from RefSeq and is a predicted model, not a curated record.